Messenger RNA from Candoia aspera, 3204 nucleotides. It is a transcript of the gene CSK, whose product is annotated as C-terminal Src kinase. Gene Ontology annotation, molecular function: ATP binding; non-membrane spanning protein tyrosine kinase activity; protein binding. The transcript has 13 exons. The coding region runs from base 452 to 1804 and encodes 450 amino acids. Gene Ontology annotation, biological process: regulation of Fc receptor mediated stimulatory signaling pathway; protein phosphorylation; adherens junction organization. Lineage: Eukaryota; Metazoa; Chordata; Lepidosauria; Squamata; Candoiidae. The record is from RefSeq and is a predicted model, not a curated record.
CUCGGCUCGCGGCCCCCCCCGCCCGAAAGGCGCCUGGAACGCGGGCGGCGCCAGCGUUCCAAGGGAAAGCCGGCAACGUUCGAAAUUGGAACCUCCGCGGCGGCCGCGGCGGCUACAUUGUUUCCUUUCCUCCGCCCCCCCCGCCUCCCCCUGCCCCGCCUCGGGUCCCGCGCCCGCCCGUUGGCCCCCUGCUCGCUCGCCUCCCUGAUCCCACCCCUUUCGGACCUCCUCGGCCCUCGGAGCCUCGAUCGUCGGCCCUGCGGCUCCGGGACCCGGGGGUCGCCCCCCCGCUGCAUGGAGUAACCCCCGCAGCCCGCCCGGAUCCGGACAAUCCGGCGACUCCCUCCCCGCUGCCCACGUCCCCGGGUCGGAAAGCGGAGGCAGAGCGGUCUCAUGGUACCAAGUGACGUGUCCGUCUUGUGAGAUCCAGUCCCCGGAACCCCCCAAGAAAAUGUCAGGAAUGCAGGCGGUCUGGCCCUCUGGCACAGAAUGCAUUGCCAAGUACAACUUCCAUGGCACAGCUGAUCAGGACCUACCCUUCAGCAAAGGAGACGUUCUCACCAUCAUCAGUGUCACCAAGGAUCCCAACUGGUACAAAGCAAAAAACAAAGUGGGCCGUGAAGGUAUCAUCCCAGCCAACUAUGUUCAGAAACGAGAAGGGGUGAAAGCUGGAAUCAAACUUAGCCUGAUGCCCUGGUUUCACGGGAAGAUCACACGUGAGCAAGCAGAGCGGCUGCUGUACCCGCCAGAGACGGGCCUCUUCCUUGUGCGCGAGAGCACCAACUACCCGGGGGAUUACACCCUCUGUGUCAGCUGUGAAGGCAAGGUGGAACAUUACCGCAUCAUCUACUCCUCCAGCAAGCUGAGCAUCGACGAAGAGGUCUACUUUGAAAACCUCAUGCAACUUGUGGAGCACUACACCUCGGAUGCUGACGGUCUUUGCACUCGACUCAUGAAGCCGAAGGUCAUGGAGGGCACCGUGGCAGCGCAAGAUGAAUUCUCGCGGAGCGGAUGGUCCCUCAACAUGAAAGACUUGAAGCUGCUACAGAUCAUCGGGAAGGGAGAGUUUGGAGAUGUGAUGCUGGGCGAUUACCACGGGAACAAGGUUGCUGUGAAGUGCAUCAAAAAUGACGCUACAGCGCAAGCCUUCUUGGCUGAAGCUUCGGUGAUGACACAGCUCCGGCACAGCAAUUUGGUCCAGAUGUUGGGCGUGAUCGUGGAGGAAAAAGGGGGCCUCUACAUUGUCACAGAAUAUAUGGCAAAGGGAAGCUUAGUUGAUUACCUUCGUUCCCGAGGAAGAUCUGUGCUGGGAGGUGACUGCUUGUUGAAAUUCUCCUUAGAUGUCUGCGAAGCCAUGGCAUACCUGGAAGCCAACAACUUUGUCCAUCGGGACUUGGCAGCAAGGAAUGUGUUGGUCUCGGAGGACAAUAUUGCUAAAGUCAGUGACUUUGGGCUGACAAAGGAAGCUUCUUCCACCCAAGACACCGGCAAGCUCCCGGUGAAAUGGACAGCACCAGAAGCACUUAGAGAAAAGAAAUUUUCUACCAAAUCAGACGUCUGGAGCUUCGGGAUUCUUCUCUGGGAAAUCUAUUCCUUUGGGCGAGUGCCUUAUCCGAGAAUUCCUCUGAAGGACGUGGUUCCUCGCGUGGAAAAGGGGUACAAGAUGGAUGUGCCUGAUGGUUGCCCCCAGAUUGUCUACGAAGUGAUGAAAAAAUGCUGGACUUUGGACCCUGCCCACCGGCCGUCCUUCCACCAAUUACGGGAACAGCUAGAGCAUAUCAAAGCCAGUGAGCUCUACCUGUGAAGUAGACGGGAGGGUGGGGCUUCCUUCGGACACGCCCUCCCCUCCAUCUCCCCUGUGCACAGACCUCAGGGGUGGGGCUGGGCGAGGCCCUGAGCGAAGCGGUUUUUUUUUUUCCCCAGGAACCCAAAUUUCUCCAUCAAGGGACUGUACUUAGAGAAACAGAUUGGACCUUGUACCUAUCCCCACAUGCCCCGUGGGUGGGUGGGGGGGUGCAGCGCCUUUCUCCCCAGGAAAAGGAUUCAUAUCUUUUUCAGCUGAGCCCCCUGAAGAUGCACAAAUAAGAACAAACACGGAGAUGCGCAUCCUCCCUCCCCGUCCUUUAAAAAUCCGCUUCCCUCCCCGGGAAUCGUACAAUAUUUUAGUUGCAUGUUCUUCAACGUUUUUUGAUUCCUCUUUCUUCUGAUGGAAGACCGCCUUCCUUUAUUUACCCCCGCCUCCUUCCUCCCACCCUUUUCAGCUUCCCUCUGGAACCAAACAAGUGCAUUUUCUUGUCUCGUAGGGAGGGAUAAGAAGGGCGUACCACGCCAAAACCGUGGUAGGACAGAUAGCAAAGGGGCACAUUUUCUUGGGGAAAGGGAGAGACUUUCUUAACUUUCUCAAAACGCCUGUGAGUGCUGGAAUUCACAGUCCAGUGUCCUCUUCCUUCUGAAUAUGCUUUUUUUUAAAUGGUUUUUGUUCUUUUUUAAUUUUCAGGUUUUUUUAAAAAACUAUUAUAAUUUCAAACUGCACCAGAAAUCAGCGGUUGGGCUGGGUUUUACUCGAGUUACAAAUCUUAUUUUUUAAUGUCAUGAAUGAAAUGGUUUUUUUAAAAAAAGAAGAAGAAGAAAUCGGACGUCUGUGCGUGCAUGGAACCACGCUGACCUUUCCCAGGUCUCGACGAAACCAAGGCAGAGUUUGUUCUCAAAACCGGAGAGCCACCAAGGAGAGGGGUUGGAUGGUUUUCGUUUAGUUCUUGCUUAAAACGGUGUUUGCAUGCUGCCUCCAGAGCCCCUUCCAGUCAUGUCUUUAUGCUCAUAUUAUCCUGCCAACUGUGAGAUUAAACUGUAUUAAAAGAAAAGAAAACCGUUCCGUAUGAAGAUGUAACUUCGUUGUCUCGGCUCUGAAACUUUUUUCCGGGUCCGUAAAAAGUACGGAGGCUUUUUCUGUUCGGUGUCGUUUGAGCCGCAGCCUGGAUGGGUGUGGAAAUGGGAGAGACUAAAUGUGGCCCUAAGGAAUGCCAUUGUGCAUGUCCGUGGGCCUUCUCCCAGGCCCAUUGGUCUUCUUCCUGUGGGAUUCAUUUUCUAUACAUAAAACCGUCUCUGUGGUCCUCCUGUUAAUCCUGUUUCGUUGAAGCCUAGCAGCUAGAACUGGAGCUCCCACAAAAUUUGACAAUCUGGAAUAAAAUGGAAUGAUUCUUGUGA